CACAGAUAUAGGAAUCCUUGCAAGGCCGGUUCCGCAUUAAUUUAGGCAUACCUGAACAGACGGCGGACUCUGUCGCAUUCUCAUUCGCAACUCGUUAAGAAGCGAGGGCACAUCUUUUGCAGCGAAGCUAGUAUAGUUCUUCCUAAACUUUACGAACUUCUCUCUGCGCCGAACAACGGACGACAAAAGGGGGGCUCGCCCCUUAGUCUUGGUGCAGCCUCCCAGCCCAUCGCGGAACUAGUACUCAAUUAUGGGAGAUGUUGAUGACUAUCCGGAGGAACAUGAUAGGAUUUACCAGGAAGAGCGUGGCUAUGAGGGCACCCGCGCCAAAUCGAGGGAUGAUGGCGUAGGCCGCGACUCCCGCUAUGAGCGGGACCGCUACGAUCGGGAACCUCCCCGUGACUUCGAUAGACGCCGCGAUGAGCGGGAUCGCGGUGAUCGUGGUGACUGGGGUAGCGAUCGUGGUGACCGGCGGAGAGAUGACCGCUACGACCAUCGCGGCCCUCCUCCGGGGGGUCGGGAUUACCGGGACUCGCGGUCCGACCCACGAGACUAUGGGCGUGAGCGUCGCCGGUCCAGGUCUCGGGACCGGCGGCGCUCUCGAUCCAGGGAUCGCUAUGAUGGCAGACGUGACGACCGGGACCGCGAGCGCGACGAGGGGCGGCGGGGUCGCGGCGGCCGGGGGCGGCGGGGGGAGCGGGAGCACAGCGAUGAGGAGGGCUACGGGGGCUACCGGCCGCGGAGACGUCAGGUGCCGCCGGACCCCGCCAAGUUCGACAAGCCGCUUCCCCCGGGUGCUGGCCCCGCCUACAUCCAGGACCCCUUCUACUACCUGCGGCAAAACGUGCCUACAGACCCGGCUGAAGCCCAGCGCCUGUGGCUGGAGCAGCAGCUGCGGAGUCGGCAGAUGGUGCUGCAGCAGCAGGCGGCCUCGGCGGCGGCAGCGUCCGCCAAGACACAGCGGGAGCUCUACAUCGGCAACCUAGUCCCGGGCGCCGUCACGGAUGUGGCCCUCCGCCAGCUCUUCAACACCACCCUCGCCGCCGCCUUCCCGGUCAGUCCCGGCGUGGAGCCGGUGGUGAACGUCAACCUGCACAGCGACGGACGCUACGCGUUUGUGGAGUUCCGGAGCCCCGAAAUGGCGACUGCGGCGCUGGCGCUGAACGCUCAGGUUCAGCUGCUGGGUCAGACCAUCUCCGUGGGUCGCCCCAGCGGCUAUGUGGAUCCGCACAAGGCGGCGGCGGCAGCGCAGGCGGCGGCACAGGCGCUAGCAGCCUUCCAGGCGGGCGACAUGGACGCCCUGGCCGCCAACGCCACCGCUGCGGGCAUGAACCUGGCGCAGCUGGGGCUAGCCAACCUGAUGCUGCCCAAGACAGCAGCUGCGGGUGCGGAUGCGGCGGGAGCAGGUGUGGAGGGGGCUGCUGCAGGAGCUUCCGGGGCUGCUGACACCGCUGCGGCCACUGGAGAUGGUGCAGACGCGGGUGCUGCUGCUGCUGUUGUCGGAGGCCAGGAGCUCACACCUCCGCCAGCCCAGCAGCCGGUGCAUACGGGAGUGGAUGAUGGGCAGCAAAGGACGCAGCAGCAGGAGGGGGUGCCGCAGGGGCAGCAGGGGGAUGGAGCAGCCACAGCAGCAGGCUAUGAGAACGGCGGCAGCGGCGGCGAGGUGGAUGGGGGGGCACCGACGCCGUUCUUCUGCGUGCAUGGCAUGCUGACGGCCGACAUGCUGCAAGACGACGAGGAGUAUGAAGCCGUACUGUGCCCGGGCGGUAGAGCCCCGCAUGCGCAUGCAUGCAGUCGCAACCCCUGUGGCCCAGACUUAGCCCCAGAGGCCCCGGCCCAGACAAAACGCCCGGCUGUCACUGCUACGGCAUCGCGACUGCUGCUGCUACUGCUGCUGCGAAAGCGCGACGCCAGAGCUGCUGCCGGCGGUGGUUGCGGUUGGUUGGAACCGGCAGGCUUCAAGGACUGCGCGAGACAUUGCAAAAGGCCGCAAUUUCUUCGUUGCAGUUGCUGGGUGUUACUGGGGCGGUGGUGGGGAACGUUGUUUUGUGGGUGCCGUUGAAUUGUGUCGACCAUAGGACUAAUUUACCAUGGUGCAGUUCGCGACGGUCUCCCAUGUGCGUGAGCGGCUCUUUCCACAAACGCGUCAUGUGCCGGGUUCGCUCUCUGCAAUAUCGCGACCCAACGGACAAUCUGCUCACCCCGCUUCCGCCCUUCCCCCCGCCGCAAUGCUCCGCCCUCCGGCCCCGCCCCGAUACCACCCCGCCAGGUGAUUGAGGAUCUGACGGAGGAGUGCGACAGGCAUGCGCCCGGAGGCGUGGUCGCGGUGAAGGUUCCCAGGCCACCGGUGGACAUGCGGGCUGACCCCUCGACUGGCUUCAUGGGGGUCAACCAUUAUGGGGAGGCGUUCGUGUCCUUCCGGGACUCCAUGGCAGCUCAGCGGGCGCAUGCGGCCAUCCACGGGCGCCUCUUCGCGGGCAGCACCGUGCGGGUGCAGUACAUCAGCCAGCACGAGUUUGACGCCAUCUGAGGAGGCUUAAUUUGUGUAGCGUGUCUCUACAAAAUUGUGCGCUGCUAGUCGGAACGUACUGUGUUGAGGAAACUGGCCGCGAGUAGGAACGUACUUGAUCGGCCCCACCAAAACACCACGGGAGACGAGGACCAGGAACGUACUGUGUGUGAUUGCCGGAAGUCCAUGUCGGCUGUGGUUUUACUUUGUUCUGUUACCGUGGAGUCUAUGCAGAAGGCGCUGGCUGUACACCAGCCAGCGGUUUUACGUCUCGUGCGACCGGAUACCGGAUCUUACAACAAACUGUCUGUUGCAACGUAUGGCGGGUGCGUACGUGUGCAUAACAUCAGCUGGUCUCAGUGCCAGCCAGUCGCUAAAACGAGCCGGUUGGAGGUGGACGCUGUUUUGGAGUGGAGGCAUCGCAGCAUUGUUGUGGUGGGCUGUUUGACGGUACAGCUUACGGCUUCUUUACUGUGCAAAGGUGAGAAUGAGGGAAAGGGUGAAAUACUCAAGCCGAAAGACACAGAAGAAGGCGUGAGAAAAGGAGAGGGAAAGUAGGCGCCCCACUAGUGUCCCACCUUGAUAUGCGGGUGUGUCCCGGUUGUCUCGUUGGAAGUGAGGAUAUACUCCAUCUGACUCUCUUUUUCGGCUCUUGUCUUGUCUGUGUCUGUGUGCUGAAAGGCGCUCCAUCGUAUGUGGCCGCGUAUUAAUACUGACCAUAACGUGUGGUUUGUUGAGCUACUAGCAAAUAGUUUUUCCAUCAUCGACAAAGCAGUCCUUCAUAGGCCUCUCGGCUUUGUGUAUCCUACGCGGAGGGCAUAAUUAAAGCUGGGCGGCGCUGGAAAGUUUCGUGUCGUGUUUUGGCGGGCGGUUGCGUGCGACCUUUGGCUCCUACAUGGGGUUAUAGAAUAGGUGCAUCACAGUAGGAUGUUGGUCAACUCCUUAGGUCGUUGUCGCUCGGAGAGGUUGGCAACCGACUGUGGAUCCAAACCUCCUUCACGAACAAAGACCUGUCCGGUUGCUGUUGUAACCAGUCUGCAAUCCA
Molecule: messenger RNA, 3554 nt
Organism: Astrephomene gubernaculifera
Lineage: Eukaryota; Viridiplantae; Chlorophyta; Chlorophyceae; Chlamydomonadales; Astrephomenaceae
Source: the annotation of a GenBank genome assembly